Molecule: messenger RNA, 1160 nt
Organism: Trichoplusia ni (cabbage looper)
Lineage: Eukaryota; Metazoa; Arthropoda; Insecta; Lepidoptera; Noctuidae
Product: calcium and integrin-binding protein 1-like
Exons: 5
Coding region: 88-645 (185 amino acids)
Molecular function (GO): calcium ion binding
Source: RefSeq, a predicted model, not a curated record
AAUGAAUUCGGUCUUUGUUUAUUUACAUUAAAAACUAAUUCUGUGUAUUAAAACGGGAUUUAAAAUCAUAUUUACUUUAAAAUUAUAAUGGGCCAAGGCAAAAGUCAGUUCACAGAAGAGGAACUUCAAGACUACGAGGAUCUGACUUACUUUACAAAGAAGGAAGUGCUAUAUGCACACAAGAAAUUCAAAGCCCUAGCUCCAGAAAAAGUAGGCCACAACAAAAAUGCGAAGCUGCCGAUGGCCAAGAUCCUACAAUAUCCGGAAUUACGAGUGAACCCGUUCAGGGACCGCAUUUGCAAAGUAUUCAGUUCCAGUAACGAUGGAGACUGCACCUUCGAAGACUUCCUAGACAUGAUGUCUGUGUUCAGUGAGAACGCACCAAAGGCUGUGAAGGCAGAACAUGCUUUUAGGAUAUUUGAUUUUGAUGGUGAUGACAUGAUUGGAGUGUCAGAUUUACGAGAAGUGGUUGAAAGGUUGUGUAGCCCUGAACUCAAACUGUCCGACUUCGACAUCCAGCAGGUGGUGCAGAAUGUUCUAGAAGAGGCAGACCUGGAUGAUGAUGGUGCCUUGUCCUUUGCAGAGUUUGAACAUAUCAUUGAUAAAAGCUCAGAUUUUUGCCAUGCAUUCAGAAUAAGGCUGUGAACCGAAGAUUUUCGGAAUACUCAACAUUCUGUCACAAAGUACUCAUACAUUCUCGACUCGAAUACAAAUAUACACUACGGCCGAUGUAACUUGGUGCUUCGGAAAAGAGAUAAAACUUUGUUAGAGCGAGAUCGAAGUAUACAAACUAGUGGUGUGAAACAGAGACAGCGAUAAUUUGUGUUCUUUCCCGACGUGCCAAGUUAUACUGGCCGCAUUAUACUCCUAAGUAGGAACACCUUUACUGGUUAUUUAGAAACUCAUGAGAUAAUUUAGUUACUAAGAAUGCUCUCAAUGACAAUUUCAUACUCAUAGGAUCUUUAUAAACCGCCUUGUUUGUUUGAUGUGGUAAUAAUCUCAAUUUAAGUAGCUGCUGUCUGGCUGAACACUUUCUGAAAGGCAGUCAGUCAUAAUAGAAACUUUGAAAUAAGAACCUUAUUGAGGUACAGCAAGUCUUCAGUACUUGAUGACUACUGAUAAUUGCUGCUGGGACAACAAUCAUUAUAAUCGGGGGGAAA